CGAACGAGAAGGGGUUAUCCAGAGGGGCUGAAACGCGGACACGCGCCAGUUCGAGGCGAGACUUCGUCCACACAACUUCCACCCUUUGACCCGACCACAGGCGAGUGCGGUUCGCGCGUACACGCGUCUCGGGACGUUUCUUCGGAAUUUAAACUCCGCAUAUGUAAAACUACACCGGGCCGCCAUUUUUUUCCACCUCACCGGAAGCGUCCGCGUGGUUCAUGCAGACUCGACGAUGCCGGCGAAGACGCACUCCUUCCGGUUGCUUCUCUUCGUGCUGUUGAAAGUUUGCGAGGGGAUCCAAAAAUUCGAGGAGACCCCACAGUACACGGAGGUCAACCCCGGCCAAGACGCGAAGCUCAUCUGCCGCGUCCUGGACAAACGGGGACAGUGCAUCUGGCAAAAGGAUCAGAAGCCGAUCGGUAUGCACCUGAAGAAGUACGAGUGGGUGGGCUCGCCAGACCUGGGGGACUGUUCGCUCUGGGUGAGGUCGGCCACCCUGGAGUUCGACGACGGAUCCUGGCAGUGUCAGGUCACUGCCAGCGACUUCACUGCCCAGGACGCCCUCGCCUCCCCACCUUCUCGACUGGUCGUCAGAGUAAGCCCUCAGCGGCCGCAGAUUGAGUACGCGGGCGCUUUAAUUCUGCCCGGCAGCAACGUGACAGCCCGAGCAGGUGAGAUCGCUAUGCUCACUUGCACGGCCCGCUACGGAAAUCCUCCGCCCCUAAUUAAAUGGUAUUUGGGGGAAACGGAGCUGAGAACGCUGAGGCCUCAGGUAAACUCCACGGAGAUAGAUAAUCCCCGCACUUGGUCCACGUACAGUGUUUGCCAGAUUCUGGCCGAGCGAUCACGCUACGGGCUGCCGAUCCGAUGUGUGGCCGUCCAUCCUGCGUAUACCAACCCGACCAUGUCCUCCAGCACUGAGGUGCGAUUCGACGUCCAAUAUGCACCGGAGACGAGGCUCGUAGGAGUGCCGUCUGGGCAGCUGGAAGAAGGACGAGACAAUCUGAAGAUCAAGUGCCUCGCGGAUGCGAAUCCUACGGCCACCGUUCUCUGGAAGCGAUCUAAGGGCACGGGGGAAACGGAAGGAAUCAGCCGCGACGAGAGCCUCGUCUUCUCGCCGAUCUACAGGAACCACGCCGGGACUUACAUCUGCGAGGCCGGGAACUCGCAGGGCGAGAGCAGCCCCGUCUCCGUGCAGAUUUCUGUUAACUACCCUCCAAAAAUCAUCGCCGUGGGGCCGGAUCGUCUGACCACUGCUUUACUGUAUUCCGGGACAUCCUUUGAGUGUCAUGCCGACGCCAUGCCCCCGGCCGAGUACAGGUGGGCCAGAAUCUUCCUUGAUGGUCGCCCACCGGUGGAGUGCGGUUCCGGUCACCGACUUAUCCUGACGAAUGUCACCUACGAACAACAGGGGCAGUACAUUUGCUUGGCAUCCAAUAAAAUUAAUGGAAAUAUUAGGGAAGUUAAGAGUGACUCUGUCUCCUUGCAAGUGGUUGGCGCUCCCAGAGUGGUGAAACCUGCGAGUACGGAGAGGUUUGUGGUGUCCACGACGGAAGGCAGCCCAGCUCGAUUAGAAAUCAGAUUGUGCUCCGAUCCGAAGCCUCACCUGGUCGCCUGGGAAUGGGGCACCACUAGGUUGCACGCAGGCGAGGUUUUGGAGUCUCGUUACAGGGCCUUGGAUUUGGAACCCCUGGACUCCGAGGACUGCUACGUGGCUAUCCUGGAACUGACGACCACGGUUAAAGAAGACCAAAGAUUAUACAACGUCAUCGUGGAGAACGAUCGAGGAAGCGAUCGCAGAGCUCUGAUGCUGAGAGUCAACGAGCCGGGCCAGAUUCCUUUAGUGAUAGGAGCAGUUGCCGGCUUCACCGUGCUCACGAUCCUCGUAAUGGGAUUUAUUUGUUUCCUGCGAUCGGACCGGUGUUGCGUGACCAGAAACGCGGUGCCCACCUUGCAACAAGUGCACUGCACGAAGGCAUCGAACACCAUGAUAGAGGACUCGCGGCUGACCGUGGACACCAUGGAGCGAACGACACAGCAAUACGUCCACGAAAAGAGGCAGCCGAAUCAUGUACUGAAGCCUGUACCUUCCCAGCAAUAUCAGCAGGAGUGCUAUCAACACGAGCCGCAGCAUCAGUCGCAUUAUCAGACACAUCACCAUCCGGGACAGCCCCAUGGGCCGCAAUACAGGCUCCAGGGGGAGCCGCUGUUUCUGAAACCUGACCGUUUAGCGACGUUGAAGCCCUAUUGCAAGAUCGACAAGCCACCGCAAUACACGACGUUCAAGCCGAAUUCGCGCAACUGA
Orussus abietinus is the source of this 2308-nucleotide messenger RNA. RefSeq names its product hemicentin-2. The transcript has 14 exons. Lineage: Eukaryota; Metazoa; Arthropoda; Insecta; Hymenoptera; Orussidae. The record is from RefSeq and is a predicted model, not a curated record. Gene Ontology annotation, cellular component: cell-cell junction. Gene Ontology annotation, molecular function: cell adhesion molecule binding. Gene Ontology annotation, biological process: cell-cell adhesion. The coding region runs from base 236 to 2308 and encodes 690 amino acids.